AUGUUAUCUCUACAUAAACAACUAUUACGUUCAUCAAAUUUUUCUGGAUAUACAUUUAAAAUAGCAUCAAUAUUAAAUUAUAGUACACAUAAACGACAUAGAACUUCAUCGAAUUCACCACAUCAUCAUCAUGCUUCUCAUCGAAUAAAUCCUAAUAAAACUAAUAAUCAAACAAAUACUUUACGUCGACUUUUUCAACCGAUAGAUGUUAAACCUUUGAUUACUACAGAUAAACUUGAUUCAACAUCAUCAAAAGAUUCUGAUGCAGAUAUUGGACGUGAAUUAACUGGCGGUAAAACGCUGGAACGAAAUGCACUUCUUCGUGUUAUAACGGAUUUUUAUCGUCGCGAUGAAAUUAAAAAAUUGGCUGCUGAUCAAGGACUUGAUAUUCGUCUUUUUCAAGAUGCAUAUGUUAGUUUUAGAAAAUUUUGUAUUCAAUCAACAGUUUUACCUGUUGAUUUACAUAUUGUAUUAAGUGAUAUUAUAUCUGGAUCUGGUCAUGUAACUGAUAUAUUUCCUUAUUUUUUACGUCAUGCACGAGAAAUGUUUCCACAUUUAUCAUGUAUGGAAGAUUUAAAAAAGAUAAGUGAUCUUCGAGAUCCAGCAAAUUGGUAUCCAGAUGCACGAGCUAUACAAAGGAAAAUUAUUUUUCAUGCCGGUCCAACAAAUAGUGGAAAAACAUAUCAUGCACUUCAAAGUUAUAUGAAUAGUGACAGUGGAGUUUAUUGUGGACCAUUAAAAUUAUUAGCAUCUGAAGUAUUUUAUAAAACAAAUGCUGCGGGUACAAAAUGUGAUUUAGUAACGGGUGAAGAACGACGAUUUGCUGAUCCUGAAGGAAAACCAGCUAAUCAUGUAGCAUGUACAGUUGAAAUGACAAAUCUAACAACUGUCUAUGAUGUCGCUGUUAUUGAUGAAAUUCAAAUGAUGCGUGAUCCACAACGUGGUUGGGCAUGGACACGAGCAUUACUUGGUAUACAAGCAAAAGAAAUUCAUCUAUGUGGUGAAGCUUCGACAAUAAGACUUAUACAAGAGUUAAUGGUUACAACAGGUGACGAUGUAGAAGUUCGUGAAUAUAAACGAUUAACAAAAUUAAAUUAUCAAGAACGUGCAUUAGAAACAUUUGAUAAUGUCAAACCUGGCGAUUGUUUUGUAUGCUUCAGUAAAAAUGAUAUAUUUCAUAUAACACGUGAAUUAGAAAGACGUGGUCAUGAAGUAGCUGUUAUUUAUGGAUCAUUACCACCAGGUACGAAAUUAUUACAAGCACAACGUUUUAAUGAUCCAACUGAUUCAUGUAAAAUUAUGGUAGCAACCGAUGCUAUUGGCAUGGGUUUAAAUUUAAGUAUCAAACGUAUUAUAUUCUAUAGUCUUGUUAAACCACAGUUAAAUGAACAAGGAGAAAAAGAAAAAGAUGCUGUAACUACUUCACAAGCUUUACAAAUAGCUGGUCGAGCUGGAAGAUUUGCAAGUGCUUUUCCGGAUGGUGAAGUAACCACAUUUCGACGUGAUGAUUUACCAUUAUUAAAAGAAAUUGUUAGUCGACAAGUCGAAACAAUCAAACGUGCUGGACUUCAUCCAACUGCUGAACAAAUUGAAAUGUUUGCCUAUCAUCUACCUAAACAUUCACUUUCAAGUUUAAUUGAUAUCUUUGUACUUCUAUCACAAUUAGAUGAUAGUAUAUUUUUUAUGUGUAAUGUUGAAGAUGUUAAAUUUCUCGCAGAUAUUAUUGAACAUGUACCAUUACCAUUACGUGCUCGUUAUACAUUUUCUUGCGCACCAAUUAACAAAAAAAUGCCAUUUGUUUGUACUAUGUUUUUAAAAUAUGCUCGCCAAUAUAGUCGAAGUGAACCAACAACAUUUGAUUGGCUUGCAAAACAAAUUAGCUGGCCAUUUGAAAUACCAAAUACAAUCAUGGAUUUAGUACAUUUAGAAGAAGUAUUUGAUUGUUUAGAUUUAUAUUUAUGGCUAAGUUUUCGUUUUGCUGAUAUGUUUCCUGAUAAAGAAUUAGUUCGUGGUAUACAAGCUGAACUUGAUCAAAUUAUCCAUGCUGGUGUACAAAAUAUUGUUAAACUUAUACAUCGAGCAUCUCGUCUUGAAGAUGCAAAAGAUGUUGCUGUAACAACAUCGACUACAGAGAAAACAGCAGAAGUUGUUGCAGCUAUAAGUGAAGAAACAAAAUCAACGAAUAGUAGUACUAGAACAAAUGCACCACAAAUACGAUCAAUUAUUGGAUUAGAAGAAGAAUUAGAUAUUGAUACAACGAAUACAUUAACAACAUCUAUACCAGAUAAUAAAAUUGAAAAACCACAAGAGAAAUCAACAAUACCAUUGACUAUGAAUACACAUAAAGUUUUACAUUCAUAUUUGAAUGCAUUAAAAACUCAAGCUGAAACACGUGGACAUGAAUUUAAUGAAACUGAAGAUCUGAUCAAACAACUAAUAGCAAAAGGUUUACUUAGUCAACGUUCAGUUGAUAAACUUGAAAAACAAUUAGCUACAUUUAAUGAUAAUGAUAAAAAAACGAGUAAAAAACGGGAAACAACAAAAACGAUGACAUUUAAUAAUACUAAUAAGAAAAAUAAACUAAAAUAG
Messenger RNA from Adineta steineri, 2589 nucleotides. NCBI's taxonomy places the organism in Eukaryota, Metazoa, Rotifera, Eurotatoria, Adinetida, Adinetidae. The record is from the annotation of a GenBank genome assembly.